Molecule: messenger RNA, 1584 nt
Organism: Stegostoma tigrinum
Lineage: Eukaryota; Metazoa; Chordata; Chondrichthyes; Orectolobiformes; Stegostomatidae
Product: leukocyte elastase inhibitor-like
Exons: 8
Coding region: 72-1376 (434 amino acids)
Biological process (GO): negative regulation of endopeptidase activity
Molecular function (GO): serine-type endopeptidase inhibitor activity
Source: RefSeq, a predicted model, not a curated record
AGAGGAUGGAAUGGUGGAUUCAAGGCAGAUGAUCAGUCAUGAAAGGUGAAACAAAAUGAACAGCUUUCAGGAUGCAGUUGUGUCUGCAGUCGCUGGUGGAAUGCAGGUGGUACUUUCUUUAUGAAGCAAAGAAGAUGAAUGCACAGGUCCUCACUGACACUGAAAUUUUCAAAAUGGAUUCUUUGACUGUUGCAAAUACCAAAUUUGCUGUUGCUCUGUUUAAGAAGCUAAAGGAAAGGAAAGAAAAUGAGAACAUUUUCUUGUCUCCAUUAAGUAUCUCAACUGCUCUAGCCAUGGUGUAUCUUGGUGCGAAAGGCAACACUGCUACUGAGAUGGCUGAGGUUCUGCAUUUUGACACACAAGGACACGUCCAUCCAAGAUUCAAGGAAUUAAUGGCUGCUAUCAAUGACCGUGACAAACCUUAUCUGCUGAAACUGGCUAAUUGUCUAUUUGGAGAGGAAACAUACACAUUUCUCAAUAAAUUCCAAAACUCUGUAUCAGAGUUCUAUGAUUCACAGUUGGCUACUGUUAGUUUUCAAAGUCAGCCAGAAGCUGCCAGAAAAGUGAUCAAUUCUUGGGUAGAUGACAAGACUGAAGGUAAAAUCCAGAACAUCCUGCCAGAGGGAGUUAUUACUCCAUUAACAAAAUUUGUUCUUGUAAAUGCCGUCUACUUUAAGGGGAAGUGGAACAGCAAAUUCUCUAAAAAUGACACAUAUAUAAAAUCAUUCUGGCUAAACAAAAGGGAAACUAAGCCAGUAACCAUGAUGUCCCAGGAAGGAGAAUUUUACUUUGGUUAUAUUGAGGAACUCCAAACCAAAGUUCUGGAACUCCCUUAUGUCCAAAAUGAGCUAGGUUUGAUUAUCUUGCUGCCUGAUAGCAUCAAUGAUAACUCAACUGGACUGGAACAGCUUGAGCAGACACUUGCACAUGACAAGCUCCUCCAUUGGACCAACCAGGCAAACAUGAUGAAAAUUAAAGUCAAUGUUCAUCUACCCAAAUUUAAACUGGAAGACCAAUUUCACCUUGAAGAUGUACUUUUGGCAAUGGGGAUGACUGAAGCCUUUAAUCCAGCGAAUGCCAAUUUCACUGGAAUGUCCGAAACAAAUAACCUUUUCUUGUCAAAGGUUAUUCACAAGUCCUUCAUGGAAGUUAAUGAAGAGGGCUCAGAGGCUGCAGCAGCCACCGCAGCCAUCAUUAAUUACAGAAGUUCACUAAUGGAAACAAAAUUUGUCGCUGAUCAUCCCUUCCUGUUCUUCAUCAAACACAACAAAACAGAGAGCAUUCUAUUCUUUGGCCGAUUGUCUUCACCAGGAGAUGAAGUCACGGGAUUUGGAGGUGCAGAUAAAAUAAUGCAGCAGGUUCAGUGCUACAAAUAAAAGAAUAAUAGGUGGAGAAAGGAGCAAUUUUGAUUGAAAUAAUCCUCUAUUACUGCUUGGUGACAAUCUGCUAAACGGAAUGAUUAGAACUGCUUAAGUACUACUGAUUUUAUAGAAUUCAGCUGUUCCUUCUAGUUAUAUUGUGUUUGUGUAAUAAUUAUAAUUUUAAGGUUUCAAAUUUUAACAUCUUUAAGGUGACAAAAUCUUU